CUCUCUGCUGGACACCAGGCGCACAGGACCUCUGGCACCAUGAAAGGUGUGAGGGCCAUCACAUCCACUUAUAUACUCUCCCUUUUACUGCUGGCAUCCUUUAUCUCGCAAUCGUGGAGCGCACCCAAGGGCUCUUUCCAACGGAGAAACUGGACCCCGCAGGCUAUGCUGUACCUAAAGGGCACUCAGGGACGAAGGUUCAUCUCAGAGGACCGAAAAGAAGGAGAUGUUUAUGACACAUUACAUUUAGAGACUCGCAGUCAGAAUACGGAGAAGCUGAGCGUGGACCAAGCGGCCACCGUCCUGCUCAAUUUCCUGCAGCAGGCCAGAGAGGGAGCAGAUGAAAACCCCGAUGAGGUGUAUUUCCAGGAGCUGCCUGUGUGGAAGAGAGAAUACUUUUGA
This is a messenger RNA of Plectropomus leopardus (leopard coralgrouper), 402 nucleotides long. It is a transcript of the gene spx, whose product is annotated as spexin hormone. The record is from RefSeq and is a predicted model, not a curated record. NCBI's taxonomy places the organism in Eukaryota, Metazoa, Chordata, Actinopteri, Perciformes, Serranidae. Gene Ontology annotation, molecular function: neuropeptide hormone activity.